Molecule: messenger RNA, 1005 nt
Organism: Psammomys obesus (fat sand rat)
Lineage: Eukaryota; Metazoa; Chordata; Mammalia; Rodentia; Muridae
Gene: Dcdc2c
Product: doublecortin domain containing 2C
Exons: 10
Coding region: 1-1005 (334 amino acids)
Biological process (GO): intracellular signal transduction
Cellular component (GO): microtubule organizing center; microtubule
Source: RefSeq, a predicted model, not a curated record
AUGGGGACGCGCAGGCCCUAUACGCUAGUGGACACCACGCCGGCCAAGACCAUCUUGGUGUACCGCAACGGGGACCAGUUUUAUGUGGGCCGCAAGUUCGUGUUCUCGCGGCGCCGAGUAGCCAACUUCGAGGCUCUGCUGGAGCAGCUGACGGAGCAGGUGGAGGUGCCCUUCGGUGUGCGGAGGCUCUACACGCCCACACAAGGCCACCAGGUGCUCGGACUGGACACGCUGCAGGCCGGUGGCAAGUACGUGGCUGCAGGCCGGGAGCGCUUCAAGAAGCUGGACUAUAUUCAAAUCGUUCCCAGAAAACCUGCAAAGAUGAGGAAAUUGAAGGAAAUCAAGCCGGUGGUACACUGUGAUAUCAACGUGCCUUCCAGGUGGCAAACGCAGAAGAGGACAUCCCGACAUAUGGACCCAAAUAGCCAUCUAAAUGCAGCGUCCUUCCACUACGAGAAAAAGCUGAUCUUGUCGGCCGGAGGACUUGCGACUGUGAAAGCAAGCAGAGGAGGAGAGGUCAUUGGCACUGGGGAUAGCAGGCAGUUAUUUGGUCUGUUGGUCGAAUCCAAAGGAAAAGAAUCUCUUAAAACUGACAGUGAGCAACCCAAAAGCCAGGAUUCUGUUUAUUAUGCCAAAGAGAAAAAGAAGACAUCCGUGACACCUUUAAUUCAAAGUGGUGCAGGUGACGUAUAUAAAGCACAGACUCCUGCUAAAGAGAUCGAAGAAGCACUGGAAGUCAGGGAGGACCCAGAGGUGAAGGUGGAAAUGCCAGUUGAUCAGGUACCAGCUGAAAUGGUGAAAGAAAUUGAUGGGAUAGGUGAAAGCAACUCUGGCAUCCUGGUUGAGCGUUCCUUAUUCCAAAUUUCAAAAUCCAAAAUGCUUCUGAAAGUUUUUGGAGUACAACCUGAGGCCACGUCUGACCUCUCACAGCAUCUCUCACGAACCUCUGCAAGAAUAAAGAAGUGGUUCCGACUCCUGGUAAGAGAAUGCACUGUGCUUCAUUGA